AUGAGGGUGUCCAGUAGACUACAUACGAGCACUUCUUCUCUCUCUCUCUCGAUCACCACCACUGCACCAUUAUGUACCAGCAGGCAGUGUGGCCCCACCUGGAAGGUGUCGAGGAGAAAAUUUGAAGACCCACCUACUUGGACGCUGCACGGUACGCGGUAUCAACCAGCCAGAUUUCGAUCAUUCUUGCAGUGUGUGGUAGCAUAUUGAAAGUUCAUAGUAGUAGUUGCAGCUGAGCAGACUUGUUCACAAAGUUUAAAGUGUAUACAUGUACUCUAUCUCUGAUUAUUUUUACGGAAGUGUGCUGGACCAUGGAAUACCGAAAUCAAUGAAUGAUGUUCUCCCUAGAUCACUUUGUGAAUCUUCAACGGCCAUGCUGCUGGAUUGAUCUUCAGGGGGAGCAUAAGCAUGAAGUGUUUGGGCUCACUUCAAAUACCGGUGUAGUGUGGAGAGACCAAUGUAGGAAGUCAGCACUGGUGACAGCCUGUCACAUACAUGGUUAGCCUGUGCAGUGCCGCAGUAAUCAGUGGUGAAAGCGGUGUGUGCGCAGUGGCUGCUGCUCUUGCUGACAAUCAUGAAUGCCGGUCAUCCUGCCACAAAGAGACGCCGUUGUGGAUCGGGCUUGAUGCCGCCUCGCCGUCUAUCAUCCCCGGUCGGCAUAAAUAACAACAGUGCGGUCGCCAGUGAUGGUUCUUCGUCUCCGUCUGGCCACGAUGCAUUGGCUGGAGCGGCACCACGCAAGCGGACAUGUUUCAGGAACCCGUGUACUCCCAUCCACCAGCAAGCCCAUGCUUUCUCUGGGGGGAAAUCCCGUGCCGGGCACGCUACCAAGCAUGCGCGAGGCCGACAGACACCCAGUACGAUGAGAAAGCUGCCAACGCAAGUCGUGGUGACACCCCCAUCAUGCUUAUUGUCAUCCUUCUCUGGCGACUUGACUUCUCUCGCCUGUGACGAGGACACUGCUCCGCCAGGACAAUCAACUACAGUUGCGAAACAUUCCGUUGAUAGCCACAGUGCCAUUGGCGUGUCUAUGAAUUGCUCCUUCGAUAGUGUUUUGGACAGCCAAGUGUUUGGAUUGGUAGACGAGCUUGAAGAGAUGAAUCGCCAGGCUAGUGCUGAAGGGGUGCCGCAGCCAGCGUCCGGGCAAGCAGGCCAAGCAACCAAGUCACUGACUGGUGUCAACUCGGCUAGUUACCACCAAGAAAGUAUUAUUCAGCAGCUGUUCGCACCUGAUGCAUCUGAAUCUGCAGCUGAUGUAGCUCCCUCUGACUACAACGAGGGAGUACAAGCUCGCUCAGCUGUUGAGGAGCACGCUUGCCAGAUUGACGGCAGAGCACGGUCCUCGCCAACUUCAGUGUCAGCAGCACCUACGCCGCCAGAGGCUGCCCCUGCUGGAGUAGCUUCACCAGCUGCGUUUGCCCCACCACCUGUGCCAGUACGCCCAGCAGCAGCAGUGUCAUCAGCGCGCUCUGAUCGGUUGCAAGCUGGUUUGAAAGCUCUUCAGUCGCCAGACCCGAAUACAAGCCUAGCUCCAGCACACACAUCGACAAGUAGUCCAUGUCUCGCCGAUACAGCCAAACCAGCCCGCCGCUCCGACCCAUCUCCUCUGCCGAAAACUACUUCACCGCUGUCCAAGUCAUUCCCUGCCGCUGACCUUGCCGAUAAUCUGAAGCUUGCUGCGUGGGGUAUUCCAGACAGUGUUGUGAAGCACUUUGGCAAUGCUGGCGUGAGUCACCUCUUCCCGUGGCAAGCCGAGUGUCUGGUGCAGAGAGAUGUGUUGGCCGGCCGGAAUCUUGUGUACUCCGCUCCCACCAGCGGCGGCAAGAGCAUUGUCGCUGAACUGCUGCUGCUGAAACGUGUGCUGGAGACACGCCGGCGUGCCAUUCUCAUCCUGCCAUUCGUCAGCGUGGCCAGGGAGAAGGCCAAACACUUGCAGCGCGUCUUUGCCGAUGUCGGUAUCCGCGUGGGUGCGUUCGUCGGCUCGGACACACCCCGCGGUGGUUUCACGUGCGUCGACGUGGCCGUAUGCACGAUCGAGCGUGCAAACAGUCUUGUGAAUCGGCUACUGGAGGAGGGUCGUGUCAGCGAGCUGUGCAUGAUGAUCGUGGACGAACUGCACAUGCUGGGUGAUUCCCAUCGGGGAUAUCUACUGGAACUUCUGCUCACCAAAGUACAGUUUGUUUCGACGUCUCGUGACCCGGCACAGCACAUUGCCGUAGCAUCAACGCCCAGCUCUCAUCAACUACCGGCUAUUCAGAUUGUGGGCAUGAGCGCCACCUUACCGAAUCUACCUGCCGUGGCUUGCUGGCUCAACGCCGAGCUGUACUGUACGGAUUUUCGGCCCGUCCCGCUGACACAGUACGUCAAGGCCGGCGACACCGUGUAUGACAUUGACAUGAAGAAAGUACGCUCGGUGUCUGGGAAGACGAUCAAAGGCGACGACGACGAUAUCUUCCUGUUGAGUCGCGAAUCUCUUGCAGCAGGGCACGGUGUGUUGAUCUUUUGUCCAACGAAAGCGAGAUGCGAGAAGGUCGCCCUGUCGCUUGCUGAAAUGGCAUCUAGACUGUGUCCGAAGCCCAGCACUGAGGAGCAUACGGCCCUCUCCAAUGUGGCCGACCAGCUCAAAAGCACUCCAGUCGGUCUGGACAGCGUUCUUAGCAAGACUCUUCCCUACGGCAUUGCGUUCCAUCACGCCGGCCUGACGAUGGAGGAGCGAGAUGUGCUGGAGGCCGGGUUUCGUCAGCAGAGCAUUCGCCUGUUGGUCGCUACCUCUACGCUGGCGUCGGGCGUCAAUCUACCAGCACGACGUGUGUUGAUCCGUACCCCACACUUCCACGGCAGCCUGGUCAACAUACUCAGCUAUCAUCAGAUGGUCGGGCGUGCGGGGCGCAAGGGGCUGGACGACAUGGGCGAGAGCUUCAUGAUCUGCAAAGCUAGUGAGAAGAGCAAAAUCCAGGCUUUGUUGCAAUCCCCGCUGCUACCCGUGCACAGCUGUCUGGCGGGCCGUGCGGACAGCGAGGAAGGCAAAGCCGCCGGCAUGCAACGGGCACUGCUGGAGAUCAUUGUCAGCCGUGUCGCCAAGACUCAUGCCGACAUCCUGCGCUAUGCCAGUAACACUCUACUUGCUGCCGAGGAAAUAGAGGCCAGUGCGAGCCAAGCUAGUGGCAAGUCACCCAGCCAAGCUACUGGCAAGUCACCCAGCCAAGCUACUGGCAAGUCACCCAGCCAAGCUACUGGACAGAGCACACCGAGACGGCGACGGCCAUCGGGCGUUAAAGGAAGACGAGCAUCGAGCAGUCGGCGCACCGCCACUACCAGCAGUCCUCUGCGCAAAUCGGUCUUGGCCGCGCUGCAGUUCCUUCUGGACAAUGAGUUCAUCGCUGUGCGACAAGACGAGAACUCACCUGAGCUGACUGCUUCGCCGGUGUCUAGCGGUGCUAUGGACUCUUCCCAGGUCAGUGAUGCUCGUACAUACUACUCGACGCAAUUAGGUAAUGCCACAAUGUCAUCGUCUCUAUCUCCCGGUGAGGCCCUGGAAGUGUUUGCUGAGCUGCAGCGUGCUCAGCGGUGCUUUGUCUUGGAGAAUGAGCUACACAUUGUCUACCAAGUCACUCCAAUCUACCUGCAAGCGCAAUGGCCCGGCUUGGAUUGGUACCGCUUCCUCUCAAUUUACAGCAAGCUGCCAGCUGAUUUACAACGUGUGGGUGAUCUGGUUGGAGUGGAGGAGGCUUUCUUGGUGAAUGCAGUUCAUGGUGGUGGUGUCCGCAAGGCGAAGUCCACGCGCGCCAAGCGUCAACAGCUAGUGCACCGUCGUUUCUACACCGCUCUCGCACUGCACGACCUGGUGCACGAAGUGCCGCUGGCCGAAGUAGCUGCCAAGUACUCGGCAUCUCGCGGAUUGCUGCAGUCUCUACAGCAGGCUGCCGCUACGUUCGCUGGUAUGGUGACGGUGUUCUGCAGUGGCCUCGGGUGGCAUAACCUACAGCUGUUGCUGGACCAGUUUCAGAGCCGCCUCAUCUUCGGCGUGGAGCGCCAGCUGUGCGACAUGCUGCAGAUCAGCCUGCUGGAUGCUGCCACUGCCCGUGCUCUUUACAAUUCUAACCUGCACACUCUGCAGGCCAUCGCUGCCGCCGACGUCUCCACCAUUGAGUCGAUCUUGCGGCAGUGCUCCCCAUUCCGCAGUCGCAAGGAUCAUGACACCGCCAGUGUUGCAGCUACUGCUGCUGCUGAUAGAGUGGACAGCGUGGCACGAUUACGACGUCGCUACACCCGGCGUGGAUUUCACUACGAUCUUGACGACGGAAAUGCUGCAGCGAUCAUUCAGGAAGAAGCGCGGGCGCUUGUUCUAAAGUCUGGUGCUGCUCCAGAGCGACCAGCGUUCGGAGUUGGCAAUUCCAGCGAUCGUGACCAGCCAGUAGCCGAGAGUGAUCAAAGAAGUCGUGAUGACGUGCAGGCAGCUGUUACGGCACUAAAGCCUCCACUCGAGCCACAGCACCAGCAGCCUGAAUCCACACAAGCUAGUGUUGUUAAACCAGCUGUCAGUAAGGUAACGAAACACAGUGUUGCACGGGUCUCGUCACCCUCUUUAUCGGAAACACCUGUUGCCAGUGCAAACACUAGUAACGGCCAACAUGAACAUGUUGAUUCUAGUCAUCCCGAUGCUCAGGACUCUAAUCAUACCGGUAAUUCAACUUCAAGCCAUUACCCGCACCAAGACCCGCCACCACCGAGCUCACAGCCAUUUGAUGUUGCUGGCUGUCAAGAAGCAGUUGAUUGCAACAUGCUACCCGAUGAACAGUUAGUACCUACAUUGCCAACCGAUGCCCAUAGCACGGUGGACAAUCUCGACGCAGUCGACGACUACCCACCAGAGGAAUUAGAGGCGCUUGCUGACGCAAUGGAGCUGGGUGCAAUGUCAGGGUCUUUGUUCUCACACAGUCAGCCGUCAGACAAGCAGCACUUCAACGGGUUUAUAUCCGCAUCGCGGCUGCUCCACAGUCCAGAGCUGGCCAGGAGAGAGAACCGGCCACAAGAACAUUCUCAUCCUUCUGCUUCAUCAUCAUCAUCAUCAUCUCACGUUGAUGCUGCCACUGCAAGCGCGGCCACGGCGAGUGUGGGAAAGCGCAGUCCAUCGUUUCCGUGCAACGAGGAGAGCUCUCCGGCUGAGUUUCGCCGCUCGCGGCUGGUCUGCAGCACGCCUCUGGACUCUGCGAGCAGUGCCUGUGCCAGUGCUUCGGCUCGCUACGCCAGCAAGGCCGGAGCAACGCAGGCACACACACGUUCAUCCACGCCCGAGCAUUUCACCAAUGGGAGAUGCGCUGGGUCCUCGUCGCACGUCAAGAGCAGUAGAAGCAGCAGUAACAUUGCCAGCUCACCGCAGCUCAUCUCGGCCAGCAUGCUGGGCAGCGAUAACAUCAGCUGCAGCAUGUUUGACCAGUCGCAGGACUUGUUCGACAAUGGCGACCCCAGCCCGGCGUACGCUACUGGUGUCAGCCUGGCCCGCGAGGACAGCGAGGGCUUCAAUGUGGACGUGUGUUAUGAGCAACACACCGGUGAUCUUACUAGCCAUGAUCCUGUCGCAGCGGCACAACAAAACAAUUCUACUAGCAGUGCAUGUGCAGAUCCUACGCACCAGCCCAGAGUAGAUGCCAAUCAGCUAGGACACGAGUACACUGCACAACAACCACUGCCAGCCAGUCGUGACUCCUCGGACAAUCUGAACAUUCCGGAGGCCGAUAUCUUCUGCACGUCCAGCCUGUUUGAUGACCUGUUCACAGAUGACGGCUUGGACGAUUCUUUGCUGAGGGAGGCGAGCCAAGCGCUGUCACUGACUCCGGCAGCCGAGAAGAACUUUGUUGUCAUUGACAUCUGUGGACAUCGGCGACUGCUGCGGACCUUCCUAAAGGAAUGGUCUGCUCAGACUUGCUACUCGGUGUCGCUAGCGUGCGAGUCGCAGGCGCGCUCAGACUUCGCUCAGUCUUCCGCUGCGGUGUCACUGGCAUCGUGUGCCACCACUACGAUGGGGACUUCCCUGUUUGACACGGAGGUCACUACACUGGCCACGUCGGCUUCUUGCGGGCGCGUUCUGCGCGGCAUCAGUGUGUGCUGGGAGGCAUCUGAAAUCUACUACAUGUCCCUAGACGCUGGUGAUGUCAGCCAUGAGAAUGAUUCUAGCUUGGAUGGCGUUAGCAUGCCUGAGCGCCUUGCAGUUGUGCGUCGGUUGCUGUGCAGUAGUUGCCGUACCAACACUUUGUACACGUUUGACUUGAAGGAGACGUGCCGUAAUCUCAGCGACUCGGAGUCCUUGAUGCUGGACGGCCCUGUGUGCGAUGUGCGCUUGUGCGCCUGGAUGCUGAACCCGGAUCGUAAUCAGCGUUCGUUUGCUCAGCUGAUCCGCGACGAGCUGCCCAACUACUGCAAGCAAGAACAGGACAGUCUGUACUACCUGGCCACGACUCCGCAUCGACCUGCUCGACUGGCAUCCGUAGCCACCGCUGCCCUCACCUGGCUGCUGAUGAAGCACUUCAAGCCGCUGCUCAUCGCCGAAGACUUGUGGACUGCUCUGGAGGAGACCGAGAGCCGUGCCGCGCUGGCGUUCGCACGCAUGGAGCUGUGCGGAAUGGGCGCCGAUCCAGCCGAGUGCAACAAGCAGCAGCUGAUCCUGCAGCAGCGUCUCACCGAGCUGGAGGAGCAGGCGUUUGGCAUUGCCGGGCACAGCUUUGCUCUGACGUCACCGGCUGAUGUUUCCACGGUGCUCUUCCACGAGCUGCGGCUACCACCUGAUCCCAGCAAGACGUCCAACACGGCGGUAAGAAGAACAACGCGGAGCUCACGGGGUGGACGCGGCGCAGCAAGUCGCCUGCAGAAGUUCAGCACCAACAAGGAAGUCCUGAUCAAGCUGUCGUCCCUGCAUCCACUACCGGCCAUCCUGUUGGAAUGGCGGCGCAUCAACAGUGCACUGAGCAAGGUCGUGUUACCGCUGCGUCAGGAGCUAAAAGAGCACAGCGGACUGCGCAUGGCGCGUGUGCAUUGUGUCGUGCAGCUGCACACGGCCACUGGACGCAUAGCGCUCAGCGAUCCGAACGUCCAGAACGUGCCCAAGGAGUUCAACAUCUCCGUCGACGUGGUGGAGAGCGGCUUCAUCGACCAGACAUACGUCUCCAUGAUCCGACCCACGUCCUUGCCCUCGUCCGUGGUGGUGAUGCGCGACUUCUUCGUCCCGUCGGCCGAGCACGUUCUGGUUGCCGCCGACUACAGUCAGCUGGAACUGCGCCUGCUCGCCCACCUGUCCGCUGAUCCCAAGCUCUGUGCUAUCCUGCACGAUGUGGGUGCGGAUGUGUUCCGCAGCAUGGCCUCCGAGUGGCUACACAUUCCCGUCAGCACUGUGUCCACCGAGCAACGCCAGCAGGCCAAGCAGGUCUGCUACGGAAUGCUGUACGGCAUCGGCGCCAAGGGCCUCGCCACGCAGCUGAGCGUGGACGUCAACGCCGCCUCCAAGUUCAUGAACUCCUUCAAGCAGGCCUACGCCGUGGUCACCCAGUUCAUGGACAACGUCGUUCGGAAGUGCCGCUCCACGGGCUACGUCAUCACCAUCGCCGGCCGCAAGAGAUUUCUACCGAACAUCAACAGCACGUCACCAGCCGCUCGCUCUCAGGCCGAGCGUCAGGCUGUGAACACUACAAUCCAAGGCUCUGCGGCCGAUCUUGUUAAGACCGCGAUGAUCAACAUCGAUGAAGCGCUGACGCGGACGCACGGCAGCGUGUUUGCGUGCCACCAUCGCGUCAAGCACGACUCGCCCGUGUCUGCGGAGAGCGUCGCCGCCUUCCUCGUUCUGCAGCUGCACGACGAGCUGAUGUACGAGGUGCGGCGCGAUCUGCGCGACAGCGUGGGUGGGCUGGUGAAGCGGGAGAUGGAAAAUGCCCUCUCGCUCUCCGUGCCGAUGCCUGUCAAGCUGAAAUGUGGUGCCAGCUGGGGAAAGCUUGAGGACUGGAUACCUUCAUGUGACUAGCUAUGUGGACUGUGCAACAGUAUUCACACUACUGGACUUCUCGGCAGAAAAUAUUAGAUAUUAUUUUGAACUCGGACGGACGGUGAGUAAGAGGAAAGACAAAUUGGUACAUGUUACAAGUACAAUUUGUACAAGAGCUGUUCUAUAAUUCUGCCCUUCUUUUUUUUAAAUAAUUGAGUUCAUGAUCUAUUGCUGUGUACAUGUUUGGGUUGUGCUGGUCACACUCCCGCUGUGUACAGUUCUCUGCUAGUACCCUGCUACUUGCUGUUCUGUUGUUGAGUUUGUCUGCUGAUCUGCCUUUACAGCCAGCACCCUGCUCCUGCAGAGACGAGACGUGCUGCAUUGUUAUUGCAUUGCAUUGCUGAUACCGCUGUUGUAAAUAGUGCAUUGUUAUUGCAUUGCAUUGCUGAUACCGCUGUUGUAAAUAGUGCAUUGUUAUUGCAUUGCAUUGCUGAUACCGCUGUUGUAAAUAGUGCAUUGUUAUUGCAUUGCAUUGCUGAUACCGCUGUUGUAAAUAGUGACGUGCUUGCUACUGUACAUGCGUCUCCCUUGCGGCCUGCCGGUACUUUCCCCUUCCCACCCUUCACCCCCGCUGUUCCCUUGUACUGCUUGUACAUUGAUUUCCCCGCUGGGCUCUGCGAAAUGCCAUACUUCAUCAUGUUCAGUUCAGACUUACUGCAGGUUGGUCUCUGCGAAAUUCAGACUUGGAUUAUUUAAUUCUGCUCUUCUUUGCUCUUCUUCAUUGAAUUUAUUAGAUAAUUAUUUCAAAUUUGUUUUCAAUUUUUUUAGAGAAUAUCAGACAGUUUAUCUGAAUUUUAGACAUCACAUUGGCACAGGGUUCGA
Molecule: messenger RNA, 8851 nt
Organism: Sycon ciliatum
Lineage: Eukaryota; Metazoa; Porifera; Calcarea; Leucosolenida; Sycettidae
Product: DNA polymerase theta-like
Exons: 1
Coding region: 575-8008 (2477 amino acids)
Biological process (GO): double-strand break repair via alternative nonhomologous end joining; DNA-templated DNA replication
Molecular function (GO): DNA binding; ATP binding; DNA-directed DNA polymerase activity
Source: RefSeq, a predicted model, not a curated record